Messenger RNA from Lodderomyces parapsilosis, 1434 nucleotides. RefSeq names its product S-adenosylmethionine-dependent methyltransferase. The transcript has a single exon. The record is from RefSeq and is a predicted model, not a curated record. Lineage: Eukaryota; Fungi; Ascomycota; Pichiomycetes; Serinales; Debaryomycetaceae. Gene Ontology annotation, molecular function: protein binding. Bases 1 to 1434 code for a protein of 477 amino acids.
AUGACUCAAGACCACAUACUAGAAGAGAAACUAGAGUAUAUCUCCAUUAACGAUAGUUCCCCUGAGGAGCAAGGUCCUAUAGUACCGCAUGAACGACAAAUCGUCGAUCAAGUUAUCGCAAUAUGGAAAGAGGACCCAUCAACCGAGAAUUUAGGAGUUGCCAAAUUACAUGCCAUUAUCAAACAAAAACACCCAAACUGGACCGUUUCUGAUAAACGGGUUAAGCAGUUGUUGAAAAAAUUUGGUCUCCUAACCAAUCAAGAACAAUACACUUAUGCCAAGGAUAUCAAAUCUGAAUUGACACCUGAUAUUGAACUUCCACCUAAGGUGCAAGUAGUCAUGACUUCCAAACGUGGUAAAUGUUUGUAUGCGAAAAAGCCAAUAAAGGAAGGCGAGUUAAUAUGGAGCGAAACACCAUUAUUCUUUGUACCGCCAUUGGCAAAUGUCCAUUUGGUUGAACAUGGAUCUGCUUGUGCCAAUUGUGGUAAACUUUUACAACAAAGUGAAAUGAAGACAGUACUAAAAGGAUUGGAUUGUGAUGUAUGUGCUGAAGUUUGGUGUUCGAAAAAGUGUAAACAAAUAGAUUCACAAUUGCAUGGUGCAACCAAGCAUAAUGUAUUUAACCCCAACUCAAAGAAGCCAAAAAUUAUUGACUCAAAUGCAUUUUUGGAGUUGCAAGAAUACUGUUUAAAAGAAUCAUGGAACGCAUUGUAUGCCAUCGCUUUAAUCUACGCUAAUAUCGUGUUGGAUAAACUGGGCGUGAAACAAAAGCAAUUCAAUGCCAUGGCCAGAGUUUCUCAAGAUGUGAGAUACAAGGCAUUGGAUUCUGGUGGUGGGACAUUUGACAAUAUGAAUGGAGGUGCUCUCUUUGUUCAAGAGCAACAAGAAACAUUAUGGAAAGAAGGGUAUGAAAAGUUUCUCCGUGUUUUCCCCAAAAACACAAUAUCAUAUAAGGAGUUCUUGUACAUGAUGGGUACUUACAACAUCAACAAUCUUGACUCAAGCGUGUACCUUACCCAAUCGCAUUUGAAUCACAACUGUGAUCCCAAUACUACUGUUGACACUGCACUGGACCGUAUUUCAGGAUUAAAAGUAUUUGCAAAGAGGGAUAUCAAAGAAGGUGAGGAAUUGACCACAACAUAUGUGAACCCAAGCCAUACACUCCACCAAAGACAACGAGAAUUGAGAGUCAAUUGGGGAUUCAUUUGUGCAUGUGAUAAGUGCAAGAGUGAUGCAAAUGCCACCGGAAGAAGGAAAUCAUCUUCAGCUUCAAAAAAACAAGAUGCCAAGAAUAUUAGAAAUAUGUUGAAGGAAACGAAGGAACAAGUUGGUGAGGACGGUGAGAUUGAGUUGGACAUUCCUCCUCACGAGUUUAACGGAGAGCGUAGGAAAUCGGUGCGAUUUGAUGAAACUGUUGUUGCGGUCAAUAAUUGA